Teleopsis dalmanni is the source of this 1686-nucleotide messenger RNA. RefSeq names its product probable cytochrome P450 309a2. The coding region runs from base 101 to 1621 and encodes 506 amino acids. The transcript is spliced from 9 exons. Lineage: Eukaryota; Metazoa; Arthropoda; Insecta; Diptera; Diopsidae. Gene Ontology annotation, molecular function: iron ion binding; monooxygenase activity; heme binding. The record is from RefSeq and is a predicted model, not a curated record.
AUUAAAUUUAAGACUUAACAAUAAACUAUUAAAAUUUAACAAAAAAAUACACAUCAUAGGGCACAGUGAGUGGACAUUUACCUAUCGUGCGUGACUGACUAUGACUGAGACAAUACUCAUAACUUCGGUACUCUUAGUAACAGUUUUAGGAUUAAUUUACAAAUACUUAACAUGGCAAAACGAUACAUGGAAAAAACUUGGUUUACCUGGCCCAAAACCAAAAUUUAUCUAUGGAAAUUUUCCAAAUUUAUUAAAACAGAAACGGCAUUUUGUGUAUGAUCACGAAGAAGUCUAUCAUGAAUAUAAAACUAAAUAUCGAGCAGUUGGUGUCUUUGAACUGCUAAAGCCUGAAAUUCUGCUCUUGGAUCCAAUGCUAGCUCAUGAUGUGAUGGUAACAAAUUUUAGCAAAUUCAGGGAUAACACAGCUAGUCAAUGGAUUGUAGAUAGAAAAAAAGAUAAAAUUGCAGAACGAAAUCCAUUUUUUCAAACUGGAGAUGCUUGGAAGGAAAAACGUGCUGAAACUCUAGGAGGAGUAACACUAAGUAAGCUAAAUCUGGCAUAUCCCAUUUGGCAAUCAACUUUAAACAAAAUGACUAAAUACAUCAAGGAUAAUAUCGAAAAGGGUAAUGCAAUCAUAGAAACAAAAGACUUAAGCUAUCGUUUUACUUCCAAUGUGAUGAGUGACUUCGUCUGGGGCAUCGAUGCAGGUUCAUUUACAGAUUCCGAUAGCUCCAAAACUAUGAGAAGAAUGUUAAGAGAUCUGUUGACACAAUUCCUAAGCGGUGUUGGAUUGUACUUUUUACUCUCCUAUGCGCCGUUUUUAAAACGUUUUUUCAAUAUAAGAAUUUUCGCUGAUAAGACCGAUAAUUUCUUUUCGCAAAUAACUAAAGAUGCAAUACAUAUGAGACUCAAGGAUAAAAGUACAGAACGUGCUGAUUUCUUAAAUUAUUUAAUACAAUUACAAGACAAAAAACAUAUAUCACAUGAUGAUAUUGUUGGGCAUAUAAUGACAGCUAUGCUGGAUGGAUUUGAAACUACAGCAACAGUUCUACAUCAUUGUCUAUUUUAUUUAGCAAAACAUCCAGAAGUGCAGGAGAAGCUACGUGCAGAAAUUCUGAAUAAUUUAGGUGAUGAUGGGUUUAUAACCUUCGAGACUUUACAUAAUUUAACAUAUCUGGAACAGUGUGUACAAGAAACUAUGCGGCUAAUAACACCCAUUCCAGUUUAUUCACGCAUUUGUACUACUGAAACAAAAAUAGAAUUUACACAAGAUAAGGCCAUUACAGUGAAACCCGGAACAAUAGUUACAAUUCCUAUAUUUUCCUAUCAUCAUGAUGAGGAAUUCUUCCCGAAACCAUAUACCUACAAUCCAGAACGUUUUGAUAAAGCUGCACAUGUCGAAUUAACGAAGAAGGGUAUUUUUAUGGCUUUUGGUGACGGUCCAAGAAUUUGUAUAGGUAUGCGUUUGGCCCUAUUUGGUCUCAAGGCAAGCAUUGUACAAAUCUUAAAAGAGUAUCGUAUUAAAAGCUGCGCUAGGACAAUAGAAGAAAAGAAGCCUGAUGCUGUGGAUUUUGUUAUGGGUUUGAGUGGAGAUAUGUGGCUUGAGUAUCAAGCUCUAUAAAUUUUUGAAAAUUCUUAAAUAUUGGAAAUCUAAGAAUUUAUUUUAUAUAACAUCAUAAUUUUAUA